Phytophthora sojae is the source of this 3990-nucleotide messenger RNA. RefSeq lists its product as hypothetical. The transcript has 3 exons. Lineage: Eukaryota; Oomycota; Peronosporomycetes; Peronosporales; Peronosporaceae. Bases 2972 to 3706 code for a protein of 244 amino acids. The record is from RefSeq and is a predicted model, not a curated record.
UGCACAAGGGGCUCUGCUGUCGCCACGGGGUACGACCCACCCUUUGUGCUGUGAUUAAUUACAUCAGGCGUGGAACUGAUUUUGUUGAUAAUAUUAUCGUGCAUUCGUUAGGGCGGUAAGAAGUGCUCGCUGGAAGGGUGCAACACGAGGGCUCUGCUGGAAGCAUGGUUAGUAGUGCACUACUAAUUGAGUCAGGUAAUACCUAUAUGUGAAAUAGUUGAGGGUGCUGAGUCUGUUGUGUUUUGCUUCACAUUGUUCGGUAAAUCAGGCGGCUCGGUAAAGUGCAAAGAGGACGGCUGCAACAAGAAGGCGAAGGCGCGAGGUCUAUGCUGGGCCCAUGGUGGAGGUACCAAGUGCCGCAACGCCGAGUGUUCCAAGGUGGCUGUAUCAAACGGAUUCUGCUGGGCACACGGCGGCGGCAAGCGCUGCGGAAUCAACGGCUGCAUCAAACCGGCGUACGAGCGCACGCACAACUUGUGUGAAGCACACUUUGUGCAUUUGCGCCACGCCAACUACUUUGAAGUGUGCGCAUUAUAUCAUUGGGUGGUCUUGCUUUGUAGAUGAGAAGUUGUCUGACGCAGGAAUUGUCUGUCUGCUCGGUGGGUUUGUCAGGUAAGCAUCAUCUAGCCGAAGGAAGCAUCCAUGGUAAACUACACUAACCUGUUCGUAAAAAAAAUAGUCAACGUGCUGACGGGCGUCAACUCCUACUUCAGAUUGAUUCACUGCCUUUUCACGAUAUCAACAGACUGGAAAUGGCGUGUCAUCUUUGUUUAGCUCGCGGUUUGCUGCACUCGUCCGCUCCGACCGCGAUUGCUUGCCAACUGACGGUGCAACUGAAUAGCCGCCAUGAUACUGAAAUGAAGCACGCUAGCUGACGCACGCAAGACAACCGCCAUCUCGGUUGAAUUUUCAGAUUGAUAUACGAUAGCAGUAAAACUUCGCGCACAUGUCAACAACGGGCAGAUAAAUGUCCAAACCCACAGACUCACGAGCCGUUGGAUACGUCAAAUUAUGCAUGUUGUUAUCAACUGAACACUGUUCGCAGACCGACGAGCUAGUACUUCGUGGUCAUAGAAGACGUCUUCCGGAGGAAACUCUGGAAGAUGUCACUCCUUUGCCAGCCGCACAGUCGACGGUGAUGCUUCAAAUGAAAUGGUCGGGGAGGGGGGGGGGUUAUGUAGCCAGCGCUGCAGCCGUGAUCCGAUCUUUAUGCGUUCGUCGUCAUGAGCCGCCGCACUCAACUCGCCUGUAAAGUGAUGUUUUACCAUUUGCAUGUGCAUCUUCACACGUUUGAUGGGCGUACGCACGGCGAAGACAGGCGUUUGCACUCGGCCUUUUUGCCGCUCAGCAAGAUGUUGUAGCUCGAAUCGAUGAAAACCCGGACUGUUCGCAACGGAGUCCCAUCUCAGCGCACACACCAUUUGCCCCUCACCACCCGCUGCUCGAGCUCCCAUUCGCCAAACUACGCAGCAGUUUUGACUGCUCCUCGACGUUCGACUCCAGUCCAGCCACAGAGUCCCAGGACCCAUGGGGCUAUCCCGUAGACCGAGCACAUAGCUGUCCAGAUUAGUAUCGAAGCGUCGUCCUCGGAUGGAGUCCACGAAAGAAGCAACGACUCAGCAUGUUCGUGCUUGCUGCAGCGUCAGGCGAGAGUCUACCCAAAAAACCACAUCUCCAAGUCUGUCCACGCAGAAGUCAGUGUCGCCGUAGAGCCCGCGCGCGUGAGAACACCCCUCUUAUUCCCACAAACUUGCUGACACUAGAGCUUGGAUAAGUUCUUGGAAUGGUCUUCUUGUAGCGCGGACAGCAACGAGUGCCAAUUCCGCCUGGGGUCUUGGUCUCAUCGGCACGAAAGCAGGCGCACAACAAGCUGCUGAGAAGGACGCCACCACUCAAAGAGCAGCACUGAAGGUUCAUAAGAAGUGACCUCGGUUUUCUGAGGGCCAUUGACCUCUGCAAGGCCAAACUUGAAGCUGUUCUUGAAGCUGCGAUCUCUUUGAAUGCAUUUUGCGCCCUAAUCUUAGCCUGCGAGGCUCGUAGGCUAAGAGUCUUACCCGUAGCCCGCGUUGCGAUUGUGCGAUCAGCCAGCCAGCCAGCCAGCUGGCUGGCCAGGCCAGCGCAGCUAAAUGCAGCACAGUGCAAGGAGAGCUCUCAAUUACUGUGUGUGGGAUCAGAUCUGCUAUCCAGUGCUGACUGUUAAGCGGACAUGGAGUUCUCGUGGCCGUUGUACACACACCGCCAGUUAGGUCAGUACAGGUGAAGGUCGAGCUAUUUACGGCUGAAGACCUGGUCUCCACCAGGUAACCACAGCGAAACGCCGAAGCGAAGGGCUCGAGAAUGGGAGCCAGGCCACCAACACGCACCCGCACCACGUAGACGCUCAGAGUCGAGAUGACAUUCGACCCCGCUUCGACGCCUUGCAUGCCCAGUCCAAAUUCAUCGGAGGAAACGGUUGGCGGAGGGCAGCGAGCCCGGAGGAACGCGCGCCAAUGGCAGGCGAGACGCCUGAUUUCACCAGAUCGGCGUGGUGGCAUUUGUAUCUUUCGGGGGUCGACCUUUCUGAGGACAUCGAAGGGGGGCGGCUCAGCCUCAUGCACUCGGCCGUUAUUGCGCACACAUCGACACCCAGCUAGCUCCAUUUUCUCCCGUGGCCAGCUCACCGCCCUCACUCGUCCGCUUUUCGCCGCCAAGCGCAUUUUGGUCCGACCGCUCCCCUUUCGUCGUAAAUAAUAAGGCAGAGUGGGACCUGGCCGAAUGAGGCGCGUCUCUGGCCCGCCGCAGCCGAUAGUGGGACCUGGCCGAAUGAGGCGCGUCUCUGGCCCGCCGCAGCCGAUCCACGGACCAAAUAAUUUCGAAGGCGCCGCGGUACCGUGAAGAGACCGACCGACAUGGCCUCAUUCGCCGAGCGAGCUUGAGCUUGAGGCUUGGGCUGCCCUUCCUGACAGACCACCGAGGCUGGAGACGGAUCUCAAUGGAGCUGAGCGACUUUGACAGGGCGUUGCAGCCGCCAGACGCGCUCGAGCCGGAACCGGCCACGCCGCCGCCCGACGAGCACAAGUUCGCCCUGCCCUUCAUCCUCAACGUGCCGGCCGCGGCCGCAUCUGUGGGCGCCAUCAGCUCCAGCGGCAGCGCGACGCAGCUCAGCAAGGAGGAGAAGAAGCGCCGCCGCACCUGCAAGCACGAGGGCUGUCGCAACUACAUCGUGCACAAGGGGCUCUGCUGUCGCCACGGGGUGAGUCUCUGUCUCUCUCUUUGUCUGUGUCUGCGUGUGGGACUGCUUAGUCAGCCACGUGGGGUCCGUCCCGGGGCCGUGGACGCGAUGGUGACACUCACGCGGACACUUGUUACUGGCCCCUCUGUCCACUGUGGCUCGCAGGGCGGCAAAAAGUGUACGCUGGAGGGCUGUUCGACCAGCGCCAAGCACCGCGGAUUGUGCUGGAAACACGGCGGCUCUGUAAAGUGCAAGGAGGUCGGCUGCGACAAGAAGGCCAAGGCGCGAGGGCUCUGCUGGGCCCACGGCGGAGGCACCAAGUGCCGCAACACCGGGUGCGCCAAGGUGGCCGUCUCCAACGGAUUCUGCUGGGCGCACGGCGGCGGCAAGCGCUGCGAGGUCAAGAACUGUAUCAAACCGGCAUACGAACGCACGCACAACUUGUGCGAGAAGCACUUUGUGCAGUUGCGUCACGCCAACUACUAUGAGCUGUGAAUUGAUGCAAGUCGAGAGGAGAGGAAGGCUCGAUAGACAUCAGAGUGCGGCUGUGACAGCAGCUUGGAGCGAAAGAAGCUACCAGAGCGUUGAUCAGACUGCAUGCGACAGCGACCAGCGGAAGAGGUUGCAGCAACUACGUCGCAGGAUCCCUCAUUAGGCGGACGUUCACCUGCUUCACUGCACGGUGUAAGCACUAAAUAGCUUGCUCAAACGACAUCUAUGUCGUUAGAUUACUGUUUGCCAAGACGUAGAAAUACAGACUGGAGUGAUUGAGACUGGCG